AGACGGGGUCGACAACACUGGAGUUUGUUGGUGAAGACUGUCGCCAGGCACUGGAGUUUGUCAAGGCUCGCUACAAUGGCUACCAAAGCGAGGAAGUGUCGUGCAAGACAGAGUUGGUUGAGCCGGCGUGUCACGCCAUACGUAACAACAACAGUGCAAUCGUCUACGUCCCUCCGCCUGCACCGACAUCUGCAAAGGGUGGAGGUGGUGGUGGUGGCGGGAAGAAAGCCACGCCUGAGAUCACAACGCUGACGAUCGGUGCCCUGGGCCGCAAGCCCAUCGACGAAGUCAAGCAGGUUCUCAGUAGUCCCGAUGUGGCUAAUGUCAAUGUGCCGGGAGACUUUCUGCGGACGCUAAGGGUUCAUCCGACGUGCAGCCUGACAAUUUUGCGCGAGGAUUUCCACGUGGCGUACACAGUUCGGCGUGAUCAGGACGCUGUCAUCCUGCAGGGCUUCGCCGCUGAGGACCUACAGGCUGCCGCUGACCGUCUGAAGGAGUUUGUGGCGUCCCAGCUCGCUCUGCAAGAAGCUAAGACUGAGAUGCUACGCUGUAGCAGUGGAGUGGCAAUGCGGUUCCUCAAGCACGCCCUCUACACACUACAGGAUGAGAAUGCGCAGACAGCCAUUGAGGACAUUGAGAACCGACACAGCGUGUCUAUUGGCCGUAACGAGGACGGACAGAUCACCAUUCGGGGUCUGUCAUCCUGUAUCGCCUCCGCUCAGUCCGACAUCAACAGCGGUGUGCUACUUGGAAACUUCAAGUACAAACGACAUGAGCUGCCGGGUAAACGUGAGGCAUUCAUGCGUCUGAUCAAGCGCACCGCUCUGAAAAGGAUUGAGGACGAGCACCGCGUUGUCUGCUUCAUGCAUUAUGAGCAGGGCAAGGGUGGACCUGUACCGAGAGGUAAUCGUCGAGAUAGCUCCAGCUCCGAGACGGGUAGAGCCAGUGGCGGUGCGUUCCGCGAUAAGUCCGCUGGUCACAAGGCGCCGUCAGCUGCCACCCUGGGCAAUAUCAUCAUAGAGCUUUGCGGAAUCAUACAGGAUGAACUGGACGUUGCUUUCAAGCAAUUGCAGAAAAUUGACGUAUUCAGUGAGUUGUGGCGUCUUCCCUCCGAGGAAGAGUUUUGGAUGGUGGACGCCUGGAGAAAGAGUGGUGUCUUAGCCAAAUUGGAUGAUCAGUUAGAGUUCUUCCCGGACCCCAAGGCCAAGAUACUGUUCUGCAAUGCACUGACCAAGGCCGGGGCAAAGGGCGGCAUUGAGCUGGUACGCCAGCGCAUUGCCAAGCAUAGGAAGGAAGAGGUGGCGCUGCCACUGACUCCCGCUCUGCAGCAGUUCAUCCGGGUCAAGCGCCAGGACUGGCUGACUGAUCUGGAGCAGAUCCAUGGUGUCAAGGUCAAUGCUGAUAGCGAUGAAUGGACCGUGGUCGGUUCGCAUGAGGACGUGGAGCAAGUGUGUCUGAAGUUUCAGGAUCUCCGUGAUAUGUGUCCCACGCGACGGAUCUCCUUCAAUCCGAAAAACAAACGUCUUUUCCGUCACAUGUCCAAUCGCUGCAAGGAGCUCCGAGCUGAUCUAGAAGAUUCACACGAGGCUACGCUAGCGGUGUCCGACGUUUCCAGGAGUAACCGCGGCAAUGAUGGUCAUCGUGGUCGCGGUCGUGGUGGUAGCAGAGGUCACGGUGGCAGAGGUCGCGGUGGCAGAGGCGGACGAGGUGGUGGUGCUGCUGCAGCCGUUGUCGACGGUGAUUCCGCAGAUGCCGUUGCUGGCGACGACGAGUGUGUUGUCACGUGUGUGGCUGGGAGUCAGGGCGACCUGGAUACUGUCGCAGAGCAGACACAGGAGUAAUGUGUUUGUCGACAAAACUCUUGCUCACAUCAACGCCAUGACACGCGAGGAAGCUGAGAGUAUGCGGGACACCAUUCAGGCAUUCAUCGGUGGCCAUGAAACCCAGCACGAGGAGUUUGCGUUCCCGUCCGACGUUGUGGCUCAGAUCGUCACAUCGAGCGAGAUGCGCAGAGUUAUCGACAUUGCUUCGAAGCGCGGCGUUCGGGUUCAGAAAGUCUACGGCACGGCCGGGUACAGUGAUAGCAAUGAUGACGGUGAAGGUACUCCUAGGUCCCGCCGCAUGCACUUGUCACUGAGCGGUUUGCAGGAUGCUGUGCUGGAUGUGCGCCAGGAGCUGCAGCAGUUUGUCGACCAGGUGGCUCAGUCAGUAGAAACUCUUCAGGUUUGUGCUCAAGGGCUACAAGUGACAGCGCUUCUGGAUCACGUUGGCGACAUCCGUGCUGUCGAACGGCAGUUCAAGGUCUCGUGUACGUGGACUAGUCUCUCGCGGCUCGCACGCUCUGCGGCUUCUCAUGUCAAUGACGACAGCGAUGCCGACGAUGACGCCGAUGAUGACGCUUACGAUGGAGGGCACACGGCAACUGACCAGAGUUCUGGUGCAGCUCAAUCGGCAAGUGUUAGUAUUGGUUCUUUCCCGGCCGGUAUUCCAGUAGGCGAUAUUGCUGCUAAGGCUACUGCUGCCCUUGCCAGGUCACAAUCUAUACCGCUCGAUGCGACAACCGUAACGGGCGCCAUAAACACGAUGACGUCAGUACGCAGUCGCGGUCUCUUCUCCACACUCGGCUCUCUGUUUACACGCCAGUCGUCCACUUCCAGCAAUGACGGUGCUUCGUUUACCCCCGCUGCUGCUGCCACCGCCACACCAACAAGCACAACUCCAUCGUCAUCGUUGUCGUCUUGGCAGUGGCAGGAUAAUGAUGGCUGGAAGGCGUACCCUGCCGACCAAUGCAAGUCCAUUGAUCUGGCCAGUGCCCGCGGAACCAAGUGUGAUAUUUGUAUUGGCACUACAAGAUAUCGAAUAGACCCAGUGAACAUGAUCCAGACCAACUUGGAGACUGGCUUCGCACGUCGCAUCCGUCGCACUACGUCCGCGACCGCUAGUCCCGCUACCACCGGCGUGUCUGCUUUCACUGCCGGUGGCAUUGCUGCUGCUGAUGCUGGUGCCCGUGCUAGUCCUGCCACCGUCACUGGAGGCUCUGCUGUCUGGCAGUACCAGGACGAUACUGGAGCAUUUAGCAACUACUCAUCCAAGCACAAUGCAGAAUUGGAGCAGCAGUAUUUGGCAACGCCAAGCGGGAACGCUAUCCUAAGCCGUGGCCAGUACACCUACGCUGUCGACUUUGUCAAGAUGCAACAGACGAAUUUGGUGACGGAAAAAUCUCGCCCGGUCAGGAGAAUCCAUGGCAGCAAGACAUCAUCAUCUGCAGCCAGCAGCACUUCUUCCUCGGCAACGACUCCACUCACAACUUCGUUUGAUCCUGUGAAAACUGGUGUGGUCCCCAGGGAAGUUCAGAUCAGCAUCGAGGGCAAGUCCCCAUCCGUGCAACUAGCCGCUGCCAAGAUCCAGCAGCUGCUUAAUGACUCGAUCGUGGAACAGAAGGUGUCCAUGACCACAGGCUACACGCACUGGCUGAGCAGGAGGUUCAAGAGCGUCUCUGCGUCGCAUCUCGUCUCCAUGGAGGUGACCGGCGUCCGCUCAGCCACAUCCUCAGUGUCCUCCUCCUCCUCCUCUGCUGCUGCUAGCUCUGGCAAGGGACAGUGUGUGGUGCUACGCGGUACCAAGAAGCGAGUAGAGCGCGCCGAGACUCAGGUGUACAAAGCUUCCGCUCAAGCUGCCAGUAGGAAGCAGGCCACUAGUGCAUCAGCUGCUGCCAUUGCUGCCGCUUCUGCGGCUGCUGUGGAAUGCCCACUGCCAAAAGAGUGGGAACCUAUGAGUGGUGAACUCGAGUUGAAGCAGGUUGCGCUGGGUUCGCCCGAAUUCAACCAAGUACAGAAGCUAGUCCACUUCUCGCUUCCUAACGCCAAGAUUCAGCGCAUCGACCGCAUCCAGAACAAGUUCCUGUGGAAGAAAUACAACCAGAUGAAGGACAGCAUUAGUGAAAAGAUCAAGACGAAUGCCGCCGAGAAACUGCUCUUCCACGGAACGAGAGGAAAUUCUCCCGACAAGAUUUAUCGUAGUGAGGUUGGGUUUGACAUGCGCUACUCGAGCAGUGGUAUGUGGGGACAGGCAAACUACUUUGCCUCUGAAGCCAAGUACUCUGAUGGCUACAGUCACACAGCGCCACAUCUCAAUGGCGAGCGACAGAUCUUUCUUGCUAAGGUAAUUGUUGGUGACAGCAUUGAGAUGACUUCUACGUCCGGUCUCCGAAUGCCUCCAGUCAAAGCCGGAGUGUCUUCCAGCGCUAUUGGUGAUAUUCGCUAUGACACAGUGAACGGCGUGACAAACAGCACACGUGUGUACAUGGUCUAUCACAACUGUCAGGCUUACCCCUUCUAUCUACUCACGUACCGCCAAUCAUAGUGUGACUAUGGUCGAGGUGACGGGCUGGGACUAUUCCCAAGAAUCACACAGGCCUGGUUCACAUCGUGAGAUGAAGGAUUGUCAGUUUCAAGGUCUUUUUAAACUUUGUUUUGUUGUGCGUGCUCAAAAAUUUGUUCAUGGUGAAGUUGUGCGAAGCUCUUCUGCAACGUUCACUGGUCUUCUCUUCACCACCUCAAGCAAAUCGACGUGUUCUCGAAGCAGAAUGUUCUUGCUUUUGGUGGAUUUUGAGGAUUUUUUCCUUGUUUGUGCGAGUGUGGUGCCAAGCCAAGUGCUUCUCACACUUAUGUACCCUUGCAUAUGUCUCCUGACAAUGAUGUCAUGUGACAUUGUGAUCAUGUGAUACCAUGAUCAUGUGACAUGGCAAUCAUGUGACACUUUGAUCAUAUGACACUAUGAUCAUGUGACACUAUGAUCAUGUGACACUAUGAUUAUGUAACACUAUGAUCAUGUGACACUAUGAUCAUGUGACACUAUGAUUAUGUGACACUAUGAUCAUGUGACACUUUGACCACAUGGCUUUGUUGUCGUAUGUGUCUGCAAUUCUGCAUGUGAGCUUGCCCAGCAUGUCACACUUGCAGCAUAUGAUGCCACCGAUACAUCCACAUUAAAUUUUUUGGUGUAAUUUCUCAGUGCGUUUUCGGCUUGGCUACUCCUCUUUUGGAAUUUUUCACGUGGUAUUUUGCCUUCUCAUUAGGCUUUGUUUCCCCCUGCGUUUCCCUGCGCCCAUUUUCCUUUCCAAUAUUUUUCAGAACAUCUUGGAAUUGCUGUUACAGUUCCUCGUUUCGCAGCCCAUUUUUCCGUUCCACCUUUUUUUGUGCCAUUCGCCUCGGACCCCCAUCAUGCCCCCCCCCCCCCGGUUUUCACCCCACCCCGUUCCACCCUAUUUUUACCCCGCCCCGGUUUUUCACCCUACCUAAUUCUACUAUCCCAUAAUUUUAAUAUAAUUUUGCUUUUCCUUAUCCCCGGGAGGUUUUUUUUGCGAUGCUCGGCCUCACGAAAUAUUUGUAUGCCCUGUUUCAAUUCUGACCGGUCUGCUCUCUUUCUUCCCCCGUCCUUUUCUUUCCCAUGCCGACAUGCAUCGGUUUUGUCUCCUGUACGUGUGUGCUUCUUCUCAUUUCUGCAUGACUCUACAUGUAGUUCCAUAUUUGGCUUGCUGUGCAUGACUAGCGACUCUACAUGUAGUUCCAUAUUUGGCUUGCUGUGCAUGACUAGCGACUCUACAUGUGGUUCCAUAUUAUUUUGGCUUGCUGUGCAUGACUUGCGACUCUACAUGUACUAGUUCUAUAUUUGGCUUGCUGUGCCUGCGUCGCUAGCGGUGCAUCUGUUGGUUUAGCUUCUUCUUUUGUUUCCUGUCAUGUCUAGAAAUGAUAUUUUUUUGCUAUCCUGUGUGUGGGUGAGAGACUUUUAAAUUAAG
Sycon ciliatum is the source of this 5797-nucleotide messenger RNA. RefSeq lists its product as uncharacterized. The record is from RefSeq and is a predicted model, not a curated record. Gene Ontology annotation, cellular component: nucleus. Gene Ontology annotation, molecular function: NAD+-protein mono-ADP-ribosyltransferase activity; zinc ion binding; NAD+ poly-ADP-ribosyltransferase activity. NCBI's taxonomy places the organism in Eukaryota, Metazoa, Porifera, Calcarea, Leucosolenida, Sycettidae.